This is a messenger RNA of Talaromyces stipitatus ATCC 10500, 1107 nucleotides long. RefSeq lists its product as uncharacterized. The coding region runs from base 1 to 1107 and encodes 368 amino acids. NCBI's taxonomy places the organism in Eukaryota, Fungi, Ascomycota, Eurotiomycetes, Eurotiales, Trichocomaceae. The record is from RefSeq and is a predicted model, not a curated record. The transcript is spliced from 2 exons.
AUGGCUUCCAACGCGAAUCCAACUCAGGAUCUUCCACCUGUGGAAUAUGCCCGCAUGUUCAAGGAAGCCAUGGACCUAAAAAUGAUCCCAUAUGAUACUAGAUGUGGUGCGAAUGCCGCAUCAGUCAAGCAGCUAAUGAGACUCCAUCAGGAAUUACUCUCCGACCUGUUCAAACUUACAGCUGAAGAAAUUGGCCAAUGGUGCUUGGAGGACAGAUUUGCGUCUGAAGUUCGAACAAGAAUGCCAUCAAAAGAGAUCCCACUUGCUUGUGUUAGCGAGAAGCCGGACCAUGACUUGUGGUAUUAUCAAGCAGAAUGUUGUUUUGGAGAAGAUGAGUUUCACCAAGGUACUGGCCAAACUAGACGAUACCUUUAUUUCGUCUUUGGCAUGAAUGUAUGGCGAAUUCAGCCAAAACCAGAGUGGGCUUUGAGACCUGGCCACCGCAUGGUUGACGCCUGGUAUGAAUUGGGUUACGCCACCUGCUGCACGGACUAUUAUGUGAGAUGUCUCCGUAUAGCAUAUUACCCAGUCUGCUCUGAAAGCCGGGGUAUCGGUUCUGGGAGCUUUGUGGGCAUACGAGACCUUGCCCAUAUAAAGGAGAAGAUGCUAGAGGGACUACAAUGGCCCCAACGACCACCUAGACAACAUACACAGGUCAUUUUCUACGAUAAUCUCACUAAUUUCAUUAAAAACCAAGCAACUGGUUCCGAAGAGAGCGUCUGGCGCUUGCAACAUGCAAUAUCUCUUAACCCUAGACGGGACUGGAGAGAGAUAGCGCGAAAUUCUUUAUUCAAACAAGCUGCAUGGGACUAUCGUUUGACUACACUGCUUGACACGGGACUAGAGGACUCUAGAGUAAAUGCCGAUCUCCAAGAGGCAUACAGAGUGGCCAUUCAAUACAAAUAUGAUCCUAUGAUAUUGCAUAUGGCUUGCAUUCAAGGUCGUCUGGAAGCCUAUGUGACUGAGGCAAAUUUAUACCACCAGGAUAUGCCGAGACAAGUCUCAGAAGAGGCAAUUACUAUACUACGCAUAGCUGAUGAGACAAAUAGGAUGAUGAAGAAGUACGAAUCACCGACUAUAGAAGGAGAACUGUCGACUACAGAGUGA